AGGCUGGUAUUGACUGGAUUGGGUCGAGAUACGCAGACUGCAUGAAUGGGAAAUAGCGAAAUGAACGAAGGUGGCAUUACACAAUCCGGCGAGACGUUGUGCAUGAAGGAAGUGCACGGUAACCAUACGGUACGAGGAAUUAUUUUGGCGGGCUUAUGUGGACUGUUUUGACAGCGUGUGCUAGCUGUGUAUAACGUGAUUCAAGCUGCUUAUGGUGACUACUGUACGAUAUUUCCCUCCGAAAUCUGGAGAUUUUACUAUACAAAGUAAGGAUACUUUCAACAUUUUCAAGUUUAACAUUCAAUUCUGAAGAGGACUGGAGACUAUUUGUGGGACAAGCAUGGCCACUACCGAAUCGACCACUACGAGAUUUCAGGUGCUAAGUUAUGACCAAGUUAACCGACUGGACCAUGUACUGCGACGGGAGACCAUGACGGUCCACGGCCGGGGAAACUUUCCAACGUUGGACAUGAGCCUGCUUGAUUUGAUCGAUGUGGUACGGGGCAAACUCGAAGAAGCAGGGGUACAUGUCCGCGGUGUCCGGAUGAACGGUGGGGCAGCCAGCCACAUUCUCGGGGCCUCUGAACACCAGUCCUACAACGACGUCGACUUGAUCUUCGGAGUGGACAUGUCACGGACUGAAAACACCCACAUUAUCAAGGAAGCCGUGUUCACCUCGCUGUUGAAUUUCCUUCCAGAGGGGGUGAGUACAGACAAAAUGAGCUCAUGCACCAUGCAGGAGGCCUAUGUGCAAAAAAUGGUCAAAAUCUACAACGAUAAUGACCGUUGGAGCCUUAUUUCGUUGUCUAAUAACACUGGCAAGAAUAUUGAACUCAAAUUUGUAGACAGGAUGAGGCGUCAGUUUGAAUUCAGUGUAGAUUCUUUCCAGAUCAUCCUCGAUUCACUCCUCUUCUUCUACAAACUUUCUGAAAUCCCGAUGAACUCUAACUUCUACCCGACAGUCAUCGGAGAAAGUGUCUUUGGGAACUUCAACGAGGCCCUCUACCACCUCAACAAUAAGUUGAUCGCCACGCGGAACCCUGAAGAAAUCCGAGGAGGCGGUCUGCUCAAAUACUGCAAUCUCCUUGUCCGGAAAUACCUCCCAGCGAGCCACGAGGAAAUAAAAAUCCUGGAAAGAUACAUGUGUUCACGUUUUUUCAUCGACUUCAGCGAGUUGCCGCAACAACAGCAAAAGCUUGAGAGCUAUUUGAAUGAUCACUUUGUCGGGGACGACAUUUGUAGGUACGAGUACUUGAUGAUUCUUCACAGAGUUGUGGAUUCCAGUACGGUGUGUCUGAUGGGACAUGAGCGACGUCAGACCCUGACACUGAUCGCGGACUUUGCUCAGGAGGUUCAGCGAUCACUGGCAUUCCACCACCAGCAACAAAGGCAUCCGCUGAUGUUCAGCAAUGGCGUGCAUCAACGACAACUCAACCAGUACCAGAACAGCAACAACCACCACCACCACCACCAACAUCAUCAUCGGCAGCUGGCAGCGUUGCCACCACCCACAAACAACCACCAUCAUCACCAUCAACAGCAACGUCCAUUCAUUCCUUACAACUACAAGCAGCAGAGUCAGGGUGGUUACUUCCCCACAAGCCCCUUCCACGGUCAGAAAGCAGCUCCCCAUAACAGUCGGUACUCGAACUUCAAUGCAAAUUGGAUGCGUUAUGGUUACUAAGGGCUGGCAGCCAGACCUAGUCUGCUAAGUUGUACCAACCCGCACCCUGCAGCAAUUGAAGGGCCUCGGACAGAUCUGUCGUUAUUGGAAAACCAACUUGCCAAAAACUUUGAGAGUGAUUUGAUUUAAACAGUAAAAAAAAGGGACUUCCAUAAGUACCUUUAACAAACAGUACCUUUGAACCAUCAAUAAUGUACAUAAAACCACAUUAAAGAAGAUUGUUGGUCUCAAAAACAAUCCAGUGGUUGAGUUUUAUGUUAAUGCAUUCCAAAUUAUUGACUUAUUUUUGUGAGUCAUGUAAAUUAAAACAACAAAAAUAACUUGUAAAUUUUGUUAACUUGGUAAAAACAUCAGCCAUCCCAAAUUGGUCAACAACAACAAAACGUGUAAAUAACUUCAAAUGGGACCAUUAUUUUGUAAAACAGUAUUCGUUGAUUAUGGUUUCAUUUGUUUUUCAACCACAGUUGCCCUGUAAACCGCAAAAAUCCAACAUCAAUUUGACUUGAGGACCACAAAAAAAUCUGUUAAAAAUAAUGAACUUUUUCUUUCUGUCAUUUGCCAGGCUUCCAUAGCCUUAUUGCAUUGUGGCUCUCCAUGAUUGCAUUGAGCCAGCUACAAAAUCAAGCAAAGAAAUGUUGGAUUAUGACACAAGUGGUAGCAAGGGAAUUCUGGAAUGUAAAAUGUAAAAUUGUAUUUGAUAUGUUAAGGAGCUGUGCUGGACAUGUACUUUGUGUAAGCAAGGAAGGUAAAAACAGAAGGUGCUCAACGUGUGUGAUGUAUGAAAGGUCAAAGGUCAAAAGAAAGUUUUUAUUUUAUUUGAAGCAGAGAGAAGUGAAGACUGUGCUCAAUUAAGGUUUUUUUUUCGUGAGCUCACACCUUUCUUUCUAGCCUUACUGACAAAAACAACAACAAAAUCAUUGUAUUAUAAAAGUUUUGUUGAUUUACUUUUAGUUUUUGAAAGUAAUCUCAUUCAAGCAAGAUGUAUUGCAUUUCAGAGUCUUAUUUUUACUAUAAAAAGAAAACUUCAAGUUUUAGUUUUUAUGUGUUAUUUUAUUUUUUUGAUUUAUGAUUGGCCACAGGACCAGCAGCUGAACAUUACAAAACGGAGAAGAAAAACAUUGAGUUGGUUUUUAUAUAUAUAGAGUUGGUUUUUGUUGGGUGUUUUCAUAAAAUGUACAGGAAAAUAUGGCGUCACUCGUACUACUUGUACUCAGUAGAAUUUUAACCUAAAUUUUGCCCUACCACUAACCAGGGGAUAGGGAUUGAAAACUGUAGGCCUUAUAAAACUAUGAGAAGCAAUUUUAUGGAACUGAGUACAGCAGAAAACAUUAGUUUAAACCAAAUUCCUGCUAAGAUGACAUAGGCAAAUUAUGUUUGCUUGUGUAGGGGCUAUUAUGUUCACUUUUAAAAAGCAGUUUAAUUUGAAUUACUCAACCCUCCUGAAAAAAAUGAAAAAAUAUAUAGCUUUUCAGUUUUGUAAAACACUUCAAAGUAGAAGAAUUAUGGAGUAACCGUACAACAUUUAAAAAAAAAUUCAAAAAAUUACAGAACUUUUAAAAUUCCUGAUCACAGUGACAACAAUUCAACAGUUAUUUUGCCUGAGGCUAGUUACUAUGUAUACAAGUUUAAUUUAAUCCAAUACCCAAAGUCUAUUAUCUUCACCUGAUUGUUGCUGGGUGGUUAUUUUUACAUUCUAUAUUCCUUGUUCCUUUUUGGGAAAAAAAAUAAAUUCAAAUAAAUACAAUAAAUCAACCAACCAAAACUUUGCGGAUAUACAAGAAAUUUAUUUUGUUGAUUUGUUUGUCACAUUUUAAUUACUGCUUGUCUAUUCUGUUCAAGUGACAUGAAGCAAUAGAUAAUGGUUUAGAAUGAUGGAUCUCAUCUCUUACAACCACAUCAAAAGCUGUGAAAGGAGCCAUAGUUCUUUAUUGUCUGCAGAAAACAGGUUUUUUGUUCUUCUUUUUUAUUAUAUACUAUUGUCCUUUUAAAAGUACUGGUGUCUGUCGCAAGUGGUGCCCAAGGCACUCAUGAGUUUAAAGAAUCAUUUUUUUCUUAUUUUUUUCUCAGGAACAUUUGAAAGAGUUUCCAUGGUAUGACUAGAGUCUUGUCAACAAGCAAUUAAUGACGCUUUAAGUCUAGUUCAUAAAUGCUAAGCGAAGAUUUAUGUCACACAUUCGCAGCGAAUAAUUCACAACAGUUAAGCUGUGCUCAACUCCUGCGAAACAUUCAUAUAGCAAAAAUAGGGAUGUGACCUAAAAAUUCGCUUCACAUUCGCAGGAAGUUUGAACCGGGCUUAUUAAUCCUGUUAUUGAAGUCAAUGGAAAGACUUGACUAUAAACUGAAAGCUCAAUUAACUUUUUCAGAUAAGACAUCAAGGCCUACUGUAUUUGAUGAGUAAUAAGAAGUUUGUAUCUGUCCCUUUACAUGCAGAGUAAGGAAUAGACAUACAUACGGGGGUACUGGUUACAACAAACUAACUGUUGAGAUAAGGCAGAUUUGAUUGAGAUUUUGAGAGUUUAAAGGCAGUGGACACUGUGGUAAUGACUCAAAAUAAUGUUUAGCAUAAAACCUUACUUGGUAACAAGCA
Molecule: messenger RNA, 4271 nt
Organism: Asterias rubens (European starfish)
Lineage: Eukaryota; Metazoa; Echinodermata; Asteroidea; Forcipulatida; Asteriidae
Product: terminal nucleotidyltransferase 5C-like
Exons: 2
Coding region: 341-1684 (447 amino acids)
Biological process (GO): mRNA stabilization
Molecular function (GO): poly(A) RNA polymerase activity; RNA binding
Source: RefSeq, a predicted model, not a curated record